UGCAGACUUUACCCAGGCUGGCGCCUCUAACUAAUCGACUAACUCCAGCCUCUGUGGGGAGAUAAACAGACCCAGAAUCUUUGGGUGGUCAAGAGAAAGAAAAGCCGACUCAGCCCAGCUCUUCAGAACUCUGUGAAUAGACUGCCUGGACAGACUGCCUGCUCACCCAUAUCAUGGCGCUCCAUCCCCGCAGAGUCCGGCUGAAGCCCUGGCUGGUGGCCCAGGUGGAUAGUGGCCUCUAUCCUGGACUCAUCUGGUUACAYAGAGACUCCAAACGCUUUCAGAUUCCCUGGAAACAUGCCACACGUCAUAGCCCCCAACAAGAGGAAGAAAAUACCAUUUUUAAGGCCUGGGCUGUAGAAACGGGGAAGUACCAGGAAGGGAUAGAUGACCCUGACCCAGCAAAAUGGAAGGCCCAGCUCCGCUGUGCUCUCAACAAGAGCAGGGAAUUCAACCUGAUGUAUGAUGGUACCAAGGAGGUGCCUAUGAACCCAGUGAAGAUAUAUCAAGUGUGUGACAUCCCUCAGCCCCAGGGUUCAAUCGCUAACCCAGGCUCUACAGGGUCUGCUCCCUGGGAUGAGAAGGAUAAUGAUGUGGAUGAAGAUGAUGAAGAAGAUGAGCUUGACCAAUCUCAGCACCAUGUUCCUAUCCAGGAUACCUUCCCCUUCCUGAACAUCAAUGGUUCUCCCAUGGCACCAGCUAGUGUGGGCAACUGUAGUGUGGGCAACUGCAGCCCUGAAGCAGUAUGGCCCAAAACAGAACCUUUGGAGAUGGAAGUGCCUCAGGCACCUAUUCAGCCUUUCUAUAGCUCUCCAGAGCUGUGGAUCAGCUCUCUCCCAAUGACUGACCUGGACAUCAAGUUUCAGUACCGUGGGAAAGAAUAUGGGCAGACCAUGACAGUGAGCAAYCCUCAGGGUUGUCGGCUCUUUUAUGGGGACCUGGGUCCCAUGCCUGACCAGGAGGAGCUCUUUGGUCCUGUCAGUCUGGAGCAGGUCAAAUUCCCAGGUCCAGAGCAUAUCACCAAUGAGAGGCAGAAGCUCUUCACCAGCAAGCUACUAGACGUCAUGGACAGAGGUCUGAUCCUGGAGGUCAGCGGUCAUGCCAUUUAUGCCAUUAGGCUGUGCCARUGCAAGGUGUACUGGUCUGGGCCAUGUGCCCCAUCACUUGUUGCCCCCAACCUGAUUGAGAGACAAAAGAAGGUCAAGCUAUUUUGUUUGGAAACAUUCCUGAGUGAUCUUAUUGCCCACCAGAAAGGACAGAUAGAGAAGCAGCCACCAUUUGAGAUAUAUUUAUGCUUUGGGGAAGAAUGGCCAGAUGGAAAACCUCUGGAAAGGAAACUCAUCUUGGUUCAGGUCAUUCCUGUGGUAGCUCGGAUGAUCUACGAGAUGUUUUCUGGUGAUUUCACACGAUCCUUUGACAGUGGCAGUGUUCGCCUGCAGAUCUCGACUCCAGACAUCAAAGAUAACAUUGUUGCUCAGCUGAAGCAGCUUUAUCGCAUCCUUCAAACCCAAGAAAGCUGGCAGCCCAUGCAGCCCACCCCCAACAUGCAACUCCCCCCUGCUCUGCCUUCCCAGUAAUCYUGAAUGCAAUCUUCUCCCUCUAUUUUUUUUACAACAUUGUACAUAUGUUUUUGUGAUUUUUGAAAAAUAUUCAGAUUUAACCAGCUUUUAAACCUUUUUAUUUUAAUGUUAGAAUUCUCUGACUUUUAAAAUAUACCUAGAUUUUAAAGUUGAUUUAAUUUAUGGAAAAA
This is a messenger RNA of Urocitellus parryii (Arctic ground squirrel), 1750 nucleotides long. RefSeq names its product interferon regulatory factor 6 (gene Irf6). Gene Ontology annotation, cellular component: nucleus. Gene Ontology annotation, biological process: regulation of transcription by RNA polymerase II; immune system process. Gene Ontology annotation, molecular function: RNA polymerase II cis-regulatory region sequence-specific DNA binding; protein binding; DNA-binding transcription factor activity, RNA polymerase II-specific. NCBI's taxonomy places the organism in Eukaryota, Metazoa, Chordata, Mammalia, Rodentia, Sciuridae. The record is from RefSeq and is a predicted model, not a curated record.